This is a messenger RNA of Exophiala spinifera, 1569 nucleotides long. RefSeq lists its product as uncharacterized. The record is from RefSeq and is a predicted model, not a curated record. Lineage: Eukaryota; Fungi; Ascomycota; Eurotiomycetes; Chaetothyriales; Herpotrichiellaceae. The transcript has 2 exons. Bases 1 to 1569 code for a protein of 522 amino acids.
AUGCGGGUAUCCUCCUUCCUUGUCGCGGGCUUCACCACGCUUGUAUAUCAUUGCAGCGCGGUGCUGGCUGAUCUGAGCUACACCUGCGAAAAUGUGACUUUAUACAGGGGCGUUGCCGAGACCGCACCGUUCUACAUCGUGAAUUCGACCACGAUAGCCGCCAACAGGACCGCCCAGCUUCCAGAGUAUUGCUACCUCCAAGCAGUGAUCGGUGGCAGGAUCAAUGCCUGGGCCAAGCUUCCCGCUGCCCCUGACUACAAUGGCAGAUUUGUCCAGUGGGGUUGCGGCGGUGCCUGUGGGAUCAACCCUUUCGACGGCGAGCAGGAUAACCGCACCACAGCUCUCGUCGAGGGAUAUGCUCUUACCACGACGGACAUGGGCAACUCGGGCGACGGUUCCUUCUUCCCCUUCUUCAACGAUCUUCAGUGCAAGAUUGACUGGGGCUACGAGGCCACCCACCUUACGGCUGUGUUCUCCCGGCUUCUCGUCGAGGCUUAUUACGGCAGCGCUCCGAGAUACGCCUACUUCAUCGGCAGCUCGACUGGCGGGCGACAAGGACUCGUCGAGGCGCAAAGGUUCCCUGGAGACUUUGACGGCAUCGUCUCGGUUGCACCGGCGUACAACGAGACGGGCAUCACCACCUACCAGAUGUCUUGGAACACGGCCGCGUGCAUAUACAACACGGCAAACACCAGUGACCCUGUACUGACGACGGAGGCGCUGUCCCUCAUCAGCGAAGCUAUCCUGGAUGCUUGUGAUGGAGAGGAUGGCAUGGUGGACGGGAUCAUAGCGAAUCCACGUGGAUGCUCGUUCAACCUCACUGCGCUGGCCUGCUCCUCGGGCCCGCCCAACUCAUCUCAAUGCCUCAGUCCAGCAGCCGUCGCUGCCGCGCGUAGCAUGUUCGUCGGACCAAGGAAUUCCGAGGGCAUCUACCUGACUCUAGAAGGGCUGCUGCCGGGAUCCGAAGCCGCGUGGACUGGGUCGCUGUGCCCGACAGGGGGUCAAACUGCAGGUUUUUAUACGUUUGCCACGCAGUACCUCUCAUACUACGUGUUCAACCCGGAUGUGGUAGGGGGCCUUGAGGCCUAUGACUUCAACAUGGACACGCCACUUCGGGAGACUGCCUACACUGAAAGCUUUGAAUACGGCGGGAUUUCUGAUCUGUCCCGAUUCAAGCAGCUUGGCGGGCGACUGAUCAUGGCACAGGGUCUCAGGGAUCCUGCUGUGCCCCCCUGGUUCGCGACAGAUUACUAUCAGAGAGUGGUGACCGCCAUGGGAGGGUACGAGCGCACGGUCGACUUCUUCCGCUACUACGAGAUGCCCGGUGUCAAUCAUGUGUCUGGAGGCCCCGGUGCCGAUUCCUGGGACCAGAUAGGCCUCAUCUCGGCGUGGGUGGAACGCGAUGAGGCUCCCGAGACCAUCACGGCGUACCAUCUCGACGACGGCGCGGUGAACUUCACCCGCCCGUUGUACCCCUGGCCUUUCCUCCCUUAUUACAACGGCAACACCUCGGAGUUCUAUGCUUUCAACGCUUCGGGCUCGACGUUGAGAGGCUACACUAUCUACUAG